AUGUCAUCUAAAUGCGAAUCUAUGGAUUUCUCCAUCGUCUGAGUUGUGGAGGAUUUCGACACAAACCCAGUAGGAGGGCGUAGUGAACUCUAGUUGUACAUAAAUUGCAUUUCCUUUUUGGGUCUAAUCCGCUGACAGUUUUUCCACUCGUUCCAGGCUUGCUCAUGUUAUUCACUUCCGCUUAUGCGAUCCUCUAGAAAAUCAACAUCGCUUCAAACUACGGACACUUUUCGCCUUCCACAUCUAUUUGAAUAUGGCUACAGUAAGCACUACUGACGAUGUGUGUGAAUGGCAGCUCACUAAGAACACAGUCUGCGAGCGAAUCAAGCACAUGUACAGAAACCCGCUUAUGGCUGAUGUAUACUUCACUGUCGCAGAUGGGCAAAGUUCUUCUUGUAAAGUCAACAUCCCUUGUCACAAAUUUAUCCUGGCUGUCAGCAGCCCUGUUUUCUAUAAGAUGUUCUAUGGUGACCUUAAAGAACCCUCUGAUUAUAUUGAUCUCCCUGACUGCGAUUCAGAGGGAUUUCUUGAGUUCUUACGUUUCUUCUAUUGCGACAAGGUCAAAUUGACAGGAGAUUGUGUUAUCCAAGUGCUCUACUUGGCCAAAAAGUACAUGAUUCCGUCGCUAGCAGACCGUUGUAGAAGCUUCUUAGAGAAAAAUAUCAACGCUGAAAAUGUCUUGGAUGUAUUGCCGGUUGUAGAAAAAAUGGAGGAGGCCCAUUUGUAUAGUGUUUGCUGGAAAGUUAUUGAUACACGUACAGCGAAGGUCCUUGAAUCUGCCCCUGAUGCAAUUCUGGAAGGCAACACUCAUCUGGUUCCUAUAUUGAAGAGAGAUAGUCUUGUUGUCCAAGAGGUGGAUGUUUUUCAAGCUGUGAAUCGCUGGGCAGAGACUAUUUGUGCAAAACAAGGAAAAACUCCUAGUGGAAAGGAAAAAAGGACAAUUAUUGGGGAAGAAAUUUUGAAGCUAAUACGUUUCCCUUCUAUGCCACAGAGUGUAUUUGCUGAAAAUGUUGUUGACACCAAAAUACUCACAGACACUGAGAUCAUUGAAAUGUUUAUGUAUUUUAGCGUAAAUCGGAUUCCCAGAGAGUUUUCUUGCUUUCCAAGGUGUCUAAACAUUUUGCAUCUGCGGCGUUGCAAUAGAGUCAUUGAAACUUACCCCUGGGGGACCCGUCCGUUAAGACCUCGUUCUGGCGACUUUACUGAAUCCACCUCAUUCUCUGUCAAUAUUCCAAUCGUACUUGGAGGAAUUUUCAUCAGUGGGAAAGAAGGAGAGGAAUAUACAGUUACACUAAAACUCAACGAUAAAUUUGUCUCGGAGGGUUGUUUCCUGAGCGAAGAGAGAUGGGACGGCAGAAAUGGUUUUUACAUUAUCUUUAAGCAAUACCACUUGGUAAAUCCCGAUCUACCUUACAUCCUUAAAGCGUCAAUCAAAGGAGAACGAUUUAGUUAUCGAAGACAAAUUAAGAAGGAGCUGGUUGCUGAGAAAGUUACAUUUCGAUUUGCUGGCCCAGCCAUCCUAGAUGAGGAUAUAUGCAUUGUAGAAAUUCUUUUCAGACAUUUAAAGAGCACGUAAUCUAUAUCAUUUUAGUCAAGUGAGCAUACUUCAUCAAAGAAACUUAGUCAUAAAGAUCAUCAUGAUUUGAGAUUUUAGACACAGGAGAGUCACUCCUGUACCUGUCCAAUUACAAGCAAACCAAUCCCCAGCUUAUUUUUUGUCUUUUAUCACUCACCUGGGUGGUAAAUAGUCUAUGUCGUAACAAGUCUAUAUCUAUAUUUUUUCCUAAACUUCUCUAUAUUUCCAUCCAUCGCUUUGACCGUGAAAGGUAUGCCUGUUUUAGACUGAUUUAUAACUAGUCAGAGUGGAUUAUGUGCACUGUAACUCUUAUUGGAAGAUCUUUGCCUUAAAGUAAUAAUGGAGUACAGAGCAACCAAUGAUAUGUUUAACAAAAAGAUUUCAUGUUGCAGUGCUUCUGUUCAGUAAUGGAUCACAGCUGACAUAAAAAUGUGCUAAUGAAGAACAAAACAGAUGACACACGAGGCACUGCCAACUCUCUUAUGUUCUUACCACACUUAGUGUCUUCUGUUAUCUAUACCUGUACACAUUCCGGCAAUUUGGAAUCUUUUGUUUCAUAUGAAAACAAAGCAAAAUGUGUAACAACAUCACAAACUCUUGCUGAUAAGCUUGCCUAUUCUCCCUACCAGUUUGUAAGAUAACAUAUUGGAAUCGGAAGGAGAAGUUACAGGUUCAUCACUUCUGAACAUUUAAUGGUUACAGAAAUGCCAUAAAGAUGCUUAAUCUCUUCAGACCUCCUGGUGCAGACUUCUUGUCCACAAUUCAGGGGGAUAUUCCCUUUUCAUCAAUACCUUGCUGCUCAUUAGGAAUAGUUUACAAAUAUACAGCCUCACCCAGCCUACAUUCUCCCUAAUGGAACACAUCAAAAUUUGUUUUUAAUUUCACUCAGAGAUAUUCUUUAUUUUCUUUUAUUGAUAGAAAAUUCAAAGUUCAUUUACAAACAAAAAUUGGGACUAUAAUAAUUUCAUGUUUCCAACUGUUAUGUAUGUUAUGAGGGAACUUUAUGGAUGGCAACUGUGACAUUUCCUUCUGAUCUCACAAGCAGAUUA
Molecule: messenger RNA, 2625 nt
Organism: Pocillopora damicornis (cauliflower coral)
Lineage: Eukaryota; Metazoa; Cnidaria; Anthozoa; Scleractinia; Pocilloporidae
Product: BTB/POZ domain-containing protein 6-B-like
Biological process (GO): neurogenesis
Cellular component (GO): cytosol
Molecular function (GO): protein binding
Source: RefSeq, a predicted model, not a curated record